Cadophora gregata is the source of this 711-nucleotide messenger RNA. RefSeq lists its product as uncharacterized. The record is from RefSeq and is a predicted model, not a curated record. NCBI's taxonomy places the organism in Eukaryota, Fungi, Ascomycota, Leotiomycetes, Helotiales, Ploettnerulaceae. The transcript is spliced from 4 exons. Gene Ontology annotation, cellular component: plasma membrane. Bases 1 to 711 code for a protein of 236 amino acids.
AUGCGUACAUAUCCGUACUGGAUCCUGCCCGCCAUCGCUGGCGUCUUCUGGUCUGGUAUGCUAGCAACGUUUAUGAUCUACUGGCAAACCACUGGCCAACCCCAUUACAGCACCAUGGACUCCUCACAAACAAUCCCCUACAUCUCCGACAUAGGAGCCUUCCGCCUAAAGCCACUGUUCAUCACCGGCGCCGCCAUCACAACUCUCUGCAUGGACCUCUCACUCAUCUCGGAACGAUGGCUACGGCAUCGAGGUCAGCUCGUACGGAACUUCACACAGACGGAGAAACGGCUCUCGAUCGCGAGCAUUGUGUGUGGUGUCAUUGGUGGAUUGGGAUUACUGUUCUUGAGUAUCUUCGAUACUGCGGGGUAUGGAAAUGUGCAUAAUAUCUGCUUGUUUGUGUUUAUUGCGGGGUAUAUUGCCAGUGCUACAUGUAGCUGUUGGGAAUAUCAGAGUCUUGGAGCUCGUGGACGAGAGCAAAGGAUUUUGAGAGUGUCGUUUUGGACCAAGCUUGCUUUCAUUAUUGUAGAGGUGUCUCUGGUAAUUGCCUUUGUUAUUACUUUGGUUACGGAUACGUAUAAUGCUGCUGCCGUGUUGGAGUGGAUUUUGGCGUUUGUUUUUGGGAUUUAUGUUUUCUCGUAUGCCAUUGACCUCUUUCCGGUUGCCCGAAGUGCGAAGUCCAACUUGGCAUCGAAUGUUGAGAGGAAAUGA